AUGAACCGUUUCUCUUCAGAUUUUCCAGAUAUCCAGAGGGCACAACAACAGCAACACAUGAUGGAAUUCCCAGCCGCAAAAAUCUCAUCUUCAAAGCACAAAAACGAAAAUUCCAUGUUUCAGCCUCAAUCGUACCCACCACAGAACACCAUGUUUUGCAACCAAAACGCUGCUAAUUUUAGCUUCGAUUUGAACAAUGAAGACGAUGAAGAGCUCGACGAGAAAGAAAGAGAAGGCCAAUUAUACCAUGAACAUGAAAUUUCUAAAGAACCCUUGUUCGAAAAACCAUUGACUCCAAGUGAUGUGGGCAAGCUGAACCGUCUUGUUAUCCCUAAACAACACGCAGAAAAAUACUUUCCGUUAAACGGUGGUGAUUCGGGUGAAAAGGGGAUGAUUCUAAGCUUCGAGGACGAGCUUGGAAAAUCAUGGAGAUUUCGGUUUUCUUAUUGGAACAGUAGCCAAAGCUAUGUGCUCACAAAAGGAUGGAGCCGUUUCGUUAAGGAAAAAAGACUUGAUGCUGGCGAUAUUGUUCAUUUCCAGCGCCAUAGGACUGACUCUGGCAGAGUUUUCAUCGGUUGGAGGCGGAGGAAUGGCGGCGCAGUUCAAGAUAGUGGUGUUGCUCAGCCACCUACGGUGUCUGCUGGUGGUGGUCAUGGUGGGUGGACCAGGGUAUGCAACUCUGGAUAUCCUUAUCCAUCACACCCUCAAGGGCCUUCUCUCCCAUUCCUACCUAACCGUCAUGCAGGAUCUAGAAUACAGAACCAAACAACAGUACCAAGUGGGAACUCGAGGAAAUUAAGGUUGUUUGGGGUGAAUUUGGAGUUUGAAUCUGAGCCAUCAACACCUGAGGAUGGUAACGAUGGUUCAUCGAUUUCGAGCCAGGGUCAAGCCCCUCAGUACCAAUUUCAUCCGUGUAAUUACUCCAAUCACAAUCACAAUCACAUGGAUAUAGAUUCUUCAGGAGAUAUCAACCAAUAA
This is a messenger RNA of Fraxinus pennsylvanica, 978 nucleotides long. The record is from the annotation of a GenBank genome assembly. NCBI's taxonomy places the organism in Eukaryota, Viridiplantae, Streptophyta, Magnoliopsida, Lamiales, Oleaceae.